Molecule: messenger RNA, 516 nt
Organism: Macrosiphum euphorbiae (potato aphid)
Lineage: Eukaryota; Metazoa; Arthropoda; Insecta; Hemiptera; Aphididae
Source: the annotation of a GenBank genome assembly
AUGGUCAAAUCAGGUGAUGUUUUAAAAGUGCUAUAUCCAAACUUAAUACAUGUAACUUUUCUUGGACAUGGACUAAAUCGAGUAGCAGAAAAAGUCAGAGAUAUGUUCCCCAACGUUAAUAAAUUGGUAAAUAAUAUCAAAAAAAUAUUUUUGAAAGCCCCUUCAAGAGUGGAAGUUUAUAGAGAAAUAAUGCAAGAUAUACCAUUACCUCCAGAACCAGUUUUAACAAGAUGGGAGACUUGGCUUGAAGCUGUUGUUUUUAAUGCAUCACAUUUUGAAGGAUAUCAAAUUUUGUUGGGUAUACAAAAUGUGCUAUCUGGAGAUGAAGAUGGACAUUUACCAACAAAUUAUUCACCAGAUAUGACUUCAAAUAUGAAAUUUUCACCAAUAACAUCUGUUGAUGUCGAAAGAUCUUUUAGUUUGUAUAAGCAUAUUUUAAGUGAUAGGAGAACUCACAUGACUCCUGAACAUAUGGAACAAUAUAUUGUAAUAAAUUGUUUCAUGCGUGAUACAUAA